AGAGAGAAGCAGGUACCGUGAUGUGAUCUGUCCGUCGUCGUCCGUGUGUGUAGCUCUUUCCGUUUUUCGCCAGAUUAACACUGCUAUAUUUAUUUACGGUAUUAUAUGCGCGUGCUCGCGUGUCUCGAUGAAACAGCCUGAGCUGCAGUCGUUUAUCUGCGUUAUUAGAGCUUACUUUUAUUUCUCUCAACAUUAGAAAUUGCUCGACAUUUGGUGGGUAAUUUUUUCCCCAAGCCCAGUGGCGACGGAAACAUGGCAAUAUAAACACAGGCGUUUGGUAUUUGUGAGUAUCUCCUUGUUUUUGGAUACAUCUAUUUCCUCUCGGAUUUUCUGAUGAUAAACAAAUAACAUCUGACCUGAUCUGAGGGAAGUUUAUUAAAUCGAGCAAUACGUUAAAGGGAAACACUGUUAUUAUGAAUAUUAUUGUUAUUACUCUCUAAAAUCUUGCACCUUAUUUAUCCCACCAAAUAAUUAGACUGUUAAUGAUCUAGAUCUUUUUUUUGAUGUAUUAAUGAUCAUAAACAUAAUGAUCAGCAAUAUUAUUAAUAUUAAUCGUAUAGAAAGCAAUUUUUUUUUAGAAAGGCAAAGGCACCAGUUCUGAAGCUGUGAAGUUUUUUUUUCUCCUCCCAAUCAUUUUCUUUUUAUUAAUCAUUUCGUCCAAGAACAAGAUUUAUUUUUCCAGCUUAAUAUAGACACACUGGAUUUAUAUAUAUAUAUAUAUAUUUAUAUAUAUUAUAUAUAAAAAUAAAUACAUAACCUAUACCAAGCUCUGGGAUCAGCAAAUCCUAACCCAAGGUGGAGGCAUGACGCUAUUAUUUUUUCAUGUGAUAAUAUUCAUGUUCCACUCCUUCGCUGAGGCUUCACACAAUACCUCUGCAGGUUGCGCUAUCAUUCGUCCACCCAGAGAUGGAGGGAUACGAUAUAGGGGCCUGACCCAGGAGCAGAUCCGCAGCGUGCAGGUCUUACCAGUGGACUAUGAGAUUGAAUAUAUAUGCCGAGCGAACCGGAUCAUCGUAGGGCCUAAGGUCAGGAAAUGCCUUCCUGAUGGCACCUGGACUGAUCUCAGCCAGCGCAGCAAGUGCUUGCUGCCAUGUGCACAGGUGUGGACGUCCCUGGAGAACGGACGUGUAGUGGUGUUUCCGCCCGGUCCGGCAGUAGAGGGCACCGUGCUGAGAUACAGCUGCCUGAGCGGCUUCAUCCUCGAGGGCAGGAACACAACGCAGUGCACCAAACAGGGCACGUGGGACUCGCCCAAACCCACCUGCCGCUACAACAGACACUACACAGGAAAGAAAAAGCUCUACAUCGGCGCCUUGUUCCCCAUGAGCGGAGGAUGGCCCGGGGGUCAAGCGUGCCUCCCUUCAGCUCAGAUGGCUCUGGACUUGGUGAACAAGAGGACAGACAUUCUGCCGGACUACGAGCUGGAGCUGAUCUACUACGAUAGCAGGUGUGACCCUGGGGAAGCCACUAAAUUGCUGUACGACUUGCUCUACACCGAGCCUAUAAAAAUCGUCCUGAUGCCCGGCUGUAGCUCAGUGUCCACGCUGGUGGCUGAGGCGGCUCGGAUGUGGAACCUCAUAGUGCUGUCGUACGGCUCCAGCUCUCCGGCUCUGUCCAACCGCCAGCGCUUCCCCACGUUUUUCCGCACGCACCCGUCUGCCACGCUGCACAACCCCACACGCGUGCAGCUCUUCCAGAAGUGGAAGUGGACAAAGAUCGCCACCAUCCAGCAGACCACCGAGGUCUUCACUUCCACUCUAGAUGAUUUGGAGCAGAGAGUGAAAGAGGCUGGAAUUGAGAUCAGUGUGAGGCAGAGUUUCCUCACCGACCCUGCUGUGGCUGUCAAGAACCUUAAGCGCCAGGAUGCUCGGAUCAUCGUGGGUCUGUUUUAUGAGACAGAGGCCCGGAAAGUCUUCUGUGAGGUCUAUAAAGAGAAGCUGUACGGAAAGAAGUACGUCUGGUUCCUGAUCGGUUGGUACGCCGACAACUGGUUCAAGAUAAAAGACCCGUCAAUCAACUGCACCGUGGAGCAGAUGACGGAGGCGGUAGAAGGCCACGUUACCACGGAGAUAGUCAUGCUCAACCCUGAGACGGUUCGAGGAGCCUCCAAUCUGACCUCACAGGAAUUCUUGACCCAGCUGAUGUCUAAACUGGGAGGGAAGAACCCGGAAGAAACUGGAGGGUUUCAGGAAGCGCCGCUCGCCUAUGACGCAGUGUGGGCUCUAGCUCUGGCGCUCAAUAAGACUGUUGGACCAUUAAGGGCCAGAGGCCGCAGGCUGGAGGACUUUAACUACAACAACAAGGACAUUACUGCUGAGAUUUACCGUGCCCUCAACACCAGCUCAUUUGAGGGAGUCUCAGGUCACGUUGUGUUUGACGCACAGGGAUCGAGAAUGGCCUGGACACUGAUCGAGCAGCUGCAAGGAGGGAGCUAUAAGAAGAUCGGAUAUUACGAUAUGACCAAAGGCAAUCUCUCCUGGUACGGGAACGACAAGUGGAUAGGCCCCGGUCCCCCUGCGGAUCAGACGGUGGUGAUCAGGAAGUUCAGAUUCCUGUCUCAGAAGCUCUUUGUGUCCGUGUCGGUGUUUGCUGGUCUGGGCAUCUUACUGGGCAUCGUGUGUCUCACGUUCAACAUCUACAACAGCAAUGUGAGGUACAUCCAGAACUCGCAGCCGUAUCUGAACAACAUGACGGCCGUGGGCUGUAUGAUGGCUCUGGCUGCCGUGUUUCCUCUGGGGAUCGACGGGCUUCACGUCCGUCGCUCUCAAUUUCCUGUAGUAUGCCAGUUCCGCUUGUGGCUGCUCGGGCUCGGUUUCAGUCUAGCCUACGGAAGCAUGUUUACCAAGAUCUGGUGGGUUCACACGGUUUUCACCAAGAAGGACGAGAAGAAAGACAAGCGGAAGCAGCAUCUGGAGCCCUGGAAGCUCUACGCCACGGUCGGUGUGCUUCUGGUUAUUGACGUCCUCUCCCUCAUGAUCUGGCAGAUCGUGGAUCCGCUGCACAUCACAGAGGAGAAGUUCACGAGAGAGGCGCCGAAAGAAGACUUGGACGUGUUGAUCGAGCCCCUGCUGGAGCACUGCAGCUCUGAGAAGAUGAACACGUGGCUGGGGGUGGUUUAUGGCUACAAGGGCUUAUUGCUGUUGCUUGGCAUCUUCCUCGCCUACGAGACCAAAUCUAUCUCUACAGAGAAGAUAAAUGACCACCGAGCCGUGGGAAUGGCCAUCUAUAACGUCUCUGUUUUGUGCAUGAUUACGGCUCCUGUCACCAUGAUCCUGUCCUCGAAGCAGGACGCCUCUUUCGCCUUCGCUUCUCUCGCCAUUGUGUUCUCCGUCUACAUCACUCUGGUCGUGCUUUUUGUCCCCAAGAUGCGAAGGUUAAUCACACGCGGCGAGUGGCAGUCCGAUCAGCAGGAGACCAUGAAGACCGGUUCGUCCACCAAUAACAACGACGAAGAAAAAUCCCGCCAGCUGGAGCGCGAGAACAAAGAGCUGCAGAAGAUCAUCCAAGAGAAGGAAGAACGUGUGUCCGAACUGAGGAACCAGCUCUCCGAGCGACAAGCCUUACGCUCCCGGAGACGUCCGUCAUCCACCCACCUGAACCACAGCACCCCUCCUCUUUCAGUCCCCCACACUGACCCCAAAUCUCUCCUCCCUCCACCGGGAUACCCUCUACCCACCUCGGACAAUCACGCUCUCCCUCCGACCUUCUCCAACUCUACCAGCGUUUACCAGCCGGACGGAAAGAUCAGCCGCAACAACUGCCACGCCAGCCGCCUGCAGCUCCUCUACAAAUGAGGCAACAAUAGAUCAAGGAAUGUGGCAGACCUGAACUAAAAAGGGGGAAGGGGCACAAAUCUGUUCAUCAUCUACCUGUUUCCUUGUCUUAUACCUUGGUGUUCGUUCCCUCAUUUCGAAACAUUUAGGUGACCGAACAAGCAGCUGGACCUCAUCACGUCACGGCAGAGUCGCUCUCGUUGAAGCUGCAUGUGUAGUGCUGUGGGAAGUUUUCUUCUCUGAGAAAGGCUAACUCUGAAAAGCCUUCCUCGGAAAAGUUUCACAGAGCGGAUCAUAAACCUCUAAUAUGAGGUAUCUGGUAUCUUAAAUGGGUUUUUGAAUUGCCAUCUUCAUAGCUGAGCUACUUGAUCACUUAGCAUGUCUCGGCAUGUUUUAAUGGAGCUGGAAAGUGCUUUUUUAUGUCGGAAAUGUAAGAGGAUUCGGUGUUGAAUCUUCCUGAACAAUAACUAUUAUAGUCUUACUUCCCCCAACUUACAGCUUUUUUUCCACAGGAGGUGUUGGAGCGGAAAUCUGUCGAUUUUGCAACCAUGUCCUUCUUGUUUUGUUUUUUUACAGUGACAUCAUCGCUCAUCCCCUGAGGCGCGCAGCUAGUAUCGUUGCAUAAUUAACCUGUGGAAAACGCUUGGACACUGGUUUUUCUUUUGCUUCUAGCUAUUUUGGAGUUGAGCAAGAGAUCUGUUCUGGUGAAACCUUGGUGUAGAUCAAUUGCUUUAGAGUGUAAUGAUCAAACAUAAUGGGUAUUUAUAGCUUGUGGUGGUGGAGCGUGUUCAGUGAUCAUGCUGGUGAACGGGAUCGUUGCGCUUUACGAUCUUAUUAACGUACGCCUCGAAGUUGUCAAGCACGGUGUUACGAAGCGCUCUCGCCCAUCCCCGUGCUGGAAUACGGUUCCAUUAUGAGAAAUUAAAAACCCGACGGAAUUUCACAUCCGAGUGUGUUUUGUUUUCGUUCAAGGCCGUAAUCUGAACAGAUGCUCAGAAGUGACGUGCAUUGGUUUUGGCUGCAGUCGCUCGGCCUCCCACAGUUCAGUGCAGUAAACCUUCCAGAGUUUGCAGAUGUUGCACUGUUGCGUGUUUAAAAGCCUAUCGUGGCAGAUUGCAAGUGUGUGAUUUGAUUGAUUCUUCUUUCUUUUUCUUUUUUUUAGCUUAUCUUUUAUCCUCCCCACAGUCGAAAGCUUUAGAUGUAAUCUACCAGCUGCUGUAAUCCAGUUAGCGUCUCCUGCAUAGAAAGCCUAUUCGUGUCAUGCAGACCAGCGAUGUUAUUACAUGAUAUAAAACCCCCUCCCCGCACUUAAAAUAAAAGCCCUUCAAGUUCAACAAAGAGAGGGGAUUAUUGUGGAAUGCAUCACAUGAGUCAUAAAAACAACACCUCACUUGGUUCUUUCACUUCUUACAGUUUCCACUCAGCAUAAAUCCAAGUCUUGUGGUUACUUCUGAUGAGAAGAAGCCCGGGUUGAGGUACUUUUUACCGAGCAAGCACUUACCUGUUCUGUUCCCCUCUCUGUGCAGUCUUUCAAAGUAUGUGGGGGUAGGAGUGUCAUUCGUGGUGUUUGAAAUACCAGCUUGGAUCCACAGCCCAUGUGACUUUUAUCUUUUAGUUGACUCAUGGCCUUGGUUUCACCCCGGACCGCGCUUCCCGAAAGGAUCCCAUGCAUAAAGCAACGCAGUGUUAUUCAUCUGUUUACAUGAAAAUGUUUCAAGCAAAGGCACACGAACAAGAUAUUCGGUUUUCUAUUUUAUUAUCUGACAUUCAUUCUUAGAUGGCAGCAUUCCUGGCGUCUCGGAACCCGAUCGAAAAAGAAACUCCAGCUGUAAUCAUCCAGACGUUAUGCACAUACCGAGUGUGUACUUGUUAACUGUGUUCUCUUGCACAUACGAUAUAAAGUGUGUACGGUAAAUCGUAUUUCCCAUGUGGUAUUGAAAGUAUAUUUCUAUUCACCAGUAUAGACUUCAGAUGUUCAGAUUCUGUCAGAUGCAACAGAAUUGGUGUCUAUGGAUAAAUAAAGAGAAUUGUUUUUUUUCUA
Hemibagrus wyckioides is the source of this 5814-nucleotide messenger RNA. It is a transcript of the gene gabbr1b, whose product is annotated as gamma-aminobutyric acid (GABA) B receptor, 1b. Gene Ontology annotation, cellular component: membrane; G protein-coupled receptor heterodimeric complex. Lineage: Eukaryota; Metazoa; Chordata; Actinopteri; Siluriformes; Bagridae. Gene Ontology annotation, biological process: G protein-coupled receptor signaling pathway; gamma-aminobutyric acid signaling pathway. The transcript is spliced from 24 exons. The record is from RefSeq and is a predicted model, not a curated record. Gene Ontology annotation, molecular function: G protein-coupled GABA receptor activity. Bases 804 to 3794 code for a protein of 996 amino acids.